This is a messenger RNA of Astyanax mexicanus (Mexican tetra), 2320 nucleotides long. RefSeq names its product zinc finger MYM-type protein 1-like. Gene Ontology annotation, molecular function: protein dimerization activity. The transcript has 3 exons. The coding region runs from base 127 to 2256 and encodes 709 amino acids. NCBI's taxonomy places the organism in Eukaryota, Metazoa, Chordata, Actinopteri, Characiformes, Acestrorhamphidae. The record is from RefSeq and is a predicted model, not a curated record.
UGUCAGCAUUGGCUUAUUUUUUUAAAACAUCGUGUGAUUGGAUAAUUCCCAAAUCAACUCAUUAGUUCAGCUGCGGUUCGUUAUCUCGAUUCACGUUAAACAACAUUUGCAGGCUGGAGCAGCAUCAUGAGAGAAAAUUCGGUUUUGUCUUUACAAAAAAAUGCUUUUACAAAGCGUUCACUUGAAGAAAAAAAGAGGAUAAAGGAGCUUGGACCGGAUCGUCCCAAUUUACAUAUUCAGCAACAGGCAAGUGAUCGAGGACGAUCCUACACCCGGGCUUUUUCCAGCUCUUCCUACGACAAGCGGAGUUGGCUAGCUGGAUGUGAUGUAAGCAAUGCCUUUUACUGCUUUCCGUGUUUGCUAUUUAAAAGUUCUGGCACGGAGGAAUUGUGGACAACUACUGGAGUAAGAGACUUAAAACAUCUUUCAGAAAAAUGCAAACGGCACGAAAACAGCCGCAGCCACUUAGACAAUGCUAUGAAGCUAAGUUUUUUGGGGAAACUUAGCAUUGCUCAACAACUAGAUGAAGGCUACAGGAUUGCUGUUAGAAGGCACAAUGAAGAGGUGACAAAAAAUCGGCACAUUCUCUCUAGAAUAAUAGAUUGUGUUAAAUUUUGUGGAGCAUUUGAACUGGCCUUGCGUGGCCAUGAUGAAAGUAAAAGCUCGGAUAAUCCCGGCAUCUUUCGUGGGUUGGUGGAUUUUGUUGCUUCUCUUGAUGGAGUGCUAAAAGAACACCUUGAGAAUGCUACUGUGUUUAAGGGAACUUCGAAAACCGUGCAGAAUGAACUGCUGGACUGUAUGUUUUCUGUUUUGAGGGAGCAUAUUAUCAAAGAAGCCCAGAGCAGUGAUUUUCUUUCAAUCCAGGCAGACGAGACAGUGGAUAUUGCCACGCAGUGCCAACUUGUGCUUGUACUACGUUAUAUCGAUGCCAAAAACACUGUUCAGGAAAGGUUUUUUGAAUUUGUCCCUCUGCAGUCGGCUACAGCUGAUUCCAUUGCUACAGCCCUAAAAGAACGUCUUUCAACUAUUCUUCCUGAGGAUCAAAAGGCUAAGCUCAUCUGCCAGGCAUAUGAUGGAGCCAGCGUGAUGCGAGGUGCCACUGCAGGUGUUCAGAAGAAGAUACAAGAUGUGUACCCAAAUGCCCACUACAUCCACUGCUAUGCACAUCAGCUGAAUCUAAUAAUGCAACAGGCUACUUCUCACAUAACCAAAGUAAGAAUAUUUUUUUCUAACCUUAAUGGAUUUACCAGCUUUUUUUCCAGAUCAUCCAAGCGCACAAGUGUUCUUGAUAAAGUUGUGGCCCACAGACUACCAGCAUCCAGUAACAUCAGAUGGAACUUUCACAGCCGUGUCAUCAAUACUGUGUUUGAUCACAGAGAGGACCUUAUCCGCUGUUUUGAAUGCAUACAAGACUCUGGUGACUUUGACCCCAUUACCGUCAGAGAGGCUGGAGCAUUUGCCAUGCUCCUGGAGGAUCAGGAUUUUAAGUUCUUUCUGCAACUUUUCCACCAUAUCAUGCCUCAUGUGGACCUCCUCUAUGCCAAACUCCAGAAGAAGGUCAUAGAUUCAGUCUGUAUCCAGAAGAGCAUCCAGCAGUUCCAAGAGGACAUUCAAAAGAUCAGAAAUUCUCUUCACUCUAUGGUUGGACAAAGCAGUGUAGGUAGCAGUCAGCCAGUAAAGAGGCGUCGGACACUCAGUGUAGAAGACCACGAAAGGAUUGCUGCAGAAGUCUGUGAUAUCAUACUGGGACACACCAGGGAGCGCUUUUCCUUCACGAACCACCUUGUUAGUGCCACACUCCUGCAGGGGGACAGGUUUGAACAAUACAACACAGCAUUUCCUGAAGAUGCACUGAGCAACACUUUAAAAGCCUAUCCAGUGCUUAAUGGAGGUAAGCUGAAGACAGAGCUUAGUCUCAUCUACAGCAAGGAAGAGUUCAAAGCAUGUUGUGGUGCUGUGGGCCUACUCCAGCUGUUUAUGGAAAAUAACCUAGAAGAAGUCUUUUCAGAAACUGUCACACUCCUGAAGAUACUCAUCACCACACCCAUGACCACAGCAGAAGCUGAAAGGUGCUUUUCGACUCUGAAAAGAAUUAAGACUUUUCUGAGAAACUCAAUGACUCAGGACAGGCUGAAUGCAUUGGCCAUGUUGUCAAUGGAGAAAACACUGGUCACAGAGAUGACUGAUUUUAAUAAGAAUGUAAUUGAGAAAUUUGCAGGCCAGAAGGAAAGAAGGGCAAAAUUCAUGUUCAAAUAGUGCUAUUUUUUAAGAUCCGUUUUAUGUUUUUUUUUUUUUUUUUUUUUUUUUUUUUUUUUUUUUU